AUGGCAAAGGGCCACCAAGAUAAAGGAGGCUCUGGAUUCUAUGGAUUCUCUAAAAGCAGAGGACGCCAUGAAACAGGGCAUCUGAGGUGUGUGAAGAGCGUUGCUGGAGCAGAGAGCACAAUUGUUGAAGCUGAUCUUGUUGACACGAAGCCUCUCAACGCCGAAACUUGGCUGCGGCUUUGGAUUUGA
This is a messenger RNA of Histoplasma mississippiense, 189 nucleotides long. RefSeq lists its product with no specific name. Bases 1 to 189 code for a protein of 62 amino acids. Lineage: Eukaryota; Fungi; Ascomycota; Eurotiomycetes; Onygenales; Ajellomycetaceae. The record is from RefSeq and is a predicted model, not a curated record. The transcript has a single exon.